Miscanthus lutarioriparius is the source of this 771-nucleotide messenger RNA. The record is from the annotation of a GenBank genome assembly. Lineage: Eukaryota; Viridiplantae; Streptophyta; Magnoliopsida; Poales; Poaceae.
AUGCGGGCAUGGCAGCAGCUCGGGCAAGCAGGCGCGCGCGUGGAUGCAAGCGAAUCUGACGCGGGCGAAGACGGGCAGCGACGGCGUGGACGCUUGGCCACGGCGAAGACAUGGGCGGACCCGGGCCGCCGGCGGUGCGGCCGAGCGUGGCGCCCAGGAGGCAGUCGGGUGGCUCUAGAGCGGUGGCCCUCAUGCCAGCUGCCGAGGUCGCGCCCGCGGCAGCCCUGGUGCCCAUGGCCGAGGUCACUUCCGCCUGCGGCGCGGCGCCCGCGGACGACUGCUCCUCCGGCCGUGGCUACUUCUCGAUCGUCGUCCGAGGUCGAAUACUCCCUACGCCGCCUCCGCCCCAUCCGCACCUCUGGUGGCGUCGGGCCAGCCUCGGUGGCUCCAGCGGAGAAGCAGCAGCCGGCCCCGCCUGGCACGGCGAGGAGGGCACGGAAGCCGUCCGCCGCCCCCGCCAGUGGCGACUGCCGCAGCUGCAGGCCGGCCUCUCCCGGCGCGCGGCUCGCCAGCCUGCUCAACGCCAUCUUCUCCGGCAAGCAGCUCGAGGAGGGCAGCGACGACGGCGAGGAGAGCAGCGACGCGAGUUCCGACUUAUUCGAGUUGGAGAACCUCGCAGCGCUGGCUCCAGCGAACAGCAGCUCCGGUUGCCGUAGAACGUGCGAGGACAAGCUUCCGGUGUACGGGACGACUGGAGCUGGGCUUGCGCACGACAUUGGAUUUGUCCGUCGCCGCCCGUUUGGGUACGUCAGCCAUGGUCGGAGUUGCUGA